AGUCACCAAAUGCGUGUCGUGCUGUUGCAGGAUCGACGCGCGAGAGAAGCCAGUGACGAAGGCGCAGCACUCGUCGGACACCGGCGUGUUCGGGCCGCGCGCAUUCUUCCGCACGGCUUUCCCGAGCCCGGCGGUGCUGGUGAUCGAAGACAUCAAGCGGCACGACGCGGCCACGUACAGAUGCAGGGUGGACUUCCGGCAGGGUCAGACGCGCAGCUUCCGCUACAACCUGACCGUGAUCGUUCCGCCGGAGCAGCCAACCAUCCUGGAUCGAUGGGGCCGGAUCUUGAACGGCACAGCUGGCCCUUACGAGGAAGGCGAUACACCAUAUCUCACGUGUCGCGUCACGGGCGGCAAGCCGCAGCCCAUGGUCAGUUGGCUCAAAAACGGCCGAGUGAAAGACGAAGAGUACGAAAAUAACGCCGGGGAUGUAAUCGAGAAUAGAUUAACGCUGCAGCCCAUCGCUCGGUCCGAUCUCGGCUCGAAUUUUACCUGUCAAGCGCGCAACACGGACUUGGUGGAUGCGAAGGAAACGUCGAUUUCCCUGGACCUCAAUCUGAAACCCCUGACUGUGACCAUAAGGAGGCCGGGCAGGAAAGGGAUCGGCAACGAGUCGCUGUUGGCGGGCAAGCGAUACAACAUGGAGUGCGAGACUACUGGUUCAAGGCCACCCGCGGUGAUAACCUGGUACAAAGGCCGCAGAAGACAGCUGAAGCACACGACGGAGGAAAGAUCGGAAAAUCGAACCGUCAGCACGGUGGAGUUCGAGCCGGGCGUGGAGGAUCAUGGGAAAUCUAUCACCUGCCGAGCGGAGAAUCCAAACGUGACCGGACUCUUCGUCGAGAAGUCUUGGAAGAUCGACGUCGUGUAUCCGCCGAUAGUAUCGUUAAACCUCGGAUCGACCUUAAGCCCGGAGGACAUCAAGGAAGGGGAUGACGUGUACUUUGAGUGUCAUAUUAGGGCCAAUCCACCCUGGUCUAAGCUCAUCUGGAUACACGACAACCAGAUCCUGGCGCACAACACGUCGGCGAGGAUCAUCUGGUCGAAUCAGAGCCUCGUCCUGCAAAGCGUGACAAGAAGCAGCGCCGGUCGUUACGUCUGCGCGGCGACGAACGCGCUCAACGAGACGCGCAGCGAGCCGCUGCAUUUUCGAGUCAAAUUCGCGCCGGUGUGCAAGGACGACCGAAUCGUGGUGGUCGGCGCAUCGAGGGGCGAAUCGCUCGACAUCGCCUGUAGGGUCGAGGCCGAUCCGCCGGCACACAAUUUCCGCUGGAAAUUCAACAACAGCGGCGAGACUCUGGAGGUAGCACCUGGUAGAUUCUCCAUGGAGAAGUCGAGCGGCGUCAGCGUGCUGAGAUACACGCCAACCACCGAGCUGGAUUACGGUACCCUCUCGUGCUGGGCGGACAAUCUCGUCGGUACUCAGUCGAGACCGUGUCUCUUCCAGCUGGUAGCAGCCGGCAAACCGUUUCCAGUGCGCAAUUGCACCCUGGCGAACCAGACGUACACCAGCGUAGAGGUCAAAUGCGUGCCGGGAUACGACGGCGGACUACCGCAGAAAUUCGUACUGGAGGUUUAUCAUGGCGACAUCGACUUCCUCGCCAGCAGCCAGCCCCUCUACAACGUCUCCAACCCGGACGAGCCGAGCUUCGCCCUCGCCGGGCUCGAGGCAUCGGUCGAGGCUGGCGUCCACGUGGCGGUCUACGCGGUCAACGCUAAGGGUCGCAGCCAGUCCGUCGUUCUCAGCGAGGUCACUUAUCGCGACGCCGAGAAGCAUACCGGUCAAGACGCCAGCAUCGUGUUGUCACCCCUGAUAGGCGUGGUGGUCGGCGCUCUCGUGACCUUGGUCCUCAUCAUCCUGGUCGUGGUAGUGCGAGUGCGGCGGGAGCGCGUGGCGAAACCGCGGCACGAGAAGCCAGCGGAACUCAGCGAACUGCCGCCGCAACAAUACCCCUUGCAGAACCCGCAGCAGACCGUGGAGACUGAUCCCGACGUGAUCCCGAACAAGUUCGAGGGUAACCUCGUGGAGGUCAGCCCGCCGAGUUACCCGGGCGGUUAUCCCCCGGAGCACUGGGUCACGCCCGGGCCUACGCCGAGCAUAGACGAGCUCUGCCACAAGUUCGCGGGCAGGCCGACGGAGCUGAGGUUACCAUCGAGAAGCACGAUACCGAGUCUGCCAGGAAUGCCGGUGACGGGGGUGAUGGUGGGCGCCGGGCAGGGCGUCGUCAUCGGGGGCACUCAAGGUGUCGUCGUGGGCGGCGGACAAGGCGUCGUCGUGGCGGGCGAGUGCCUCGACGGCGAGGCGAUCAAGCGAAGACUGAUGGCGAACAGGCUACCGGAGAGCUGCGUCUAGAGAAGAUGGACUCGUGCCGUCAACAGUCGCGUGCCUCUUAGACCUUACGGUGCGGCCGCGGCAGCGGCAGCGGCAGCGGCGGACUGGCGUCGCGUGCGACUGUCGCGUGGAGCUCACGAGGCUCACGACGCCGACGGUCAGACCUCGGCGAGGGACAGAUUCGAGAGAGUCGUCGCGUGUCCGUUCCCGUGAGACGGCCGACGUCUCGACGUCUGUCGGCUUCUCGAGUCGCCGA
Molecule: messenger RNA, 2588 nt
Organism: Harpegnathos saltator (Jerdon's jumping ant)
Lineage: Eukaryota; Metazoa; Arthropoda; Insecta; Hymenoptera; Formicidae
Product: nephrin
Exons: 12
Molecular function (GO): protein binding
Source: RefSeq, a predicted model, not a curated record